This is a messenger RNA of Bombina bombina (fire-bellied toad), 3022 nucleotides long. RefSeq names its product choline phosphotransferase 1 (gene CHPT1). The transcript is spliced from 9 exons. Gene Ontology annotation, biological process: phosphatidylethanolamine biosynthetic process. The record is from RefSeq and is a predicted model, not a curated record. Gene Ontology annotation, cellular component: endoplasmic reticulum membrane; Golgi apparatus. Bases 149 to 1339 code for a protein of 396 amino acids. Gene Ontology annotation, molecular function: diacylglycerol cholinephosphotransferase activity; ethanolaminephosphotransferase activity. NCBI's taxonomy places the organism in Eukaryota, Metazoa, Chordata, Amphibia, Anura, Bombinatoridae.
AUAUCCCGGUGUGGCGCUGUCCUUCCGGGAUAAGGCCUCCCUAUCCGCCCAGUUUAUACUACAGGGAGGCUAGGGAGCAGAUACGGAAGAGAUACAGAAGAGCUUGCUCAGCUCUCAAGGAAGCAGGGAUCCAGGACUGCCUGUGAGCAUGGAUCUGCCUCGGUGUUUUCAUGAGCCCCUUACAGUCUUGCAGCUCAAGCGGCUAGAGGAGCACAAGUACAACGCCUCAGGGCGCUCCCUGCUGGAGCCUCCUAUGCAGAUCUACUGGAAUUGGCUGGUAGAGAGAAUCCCUUUGUGGUUGGCACCUAACACCAUUACUAUCGUGGGUCUUAUUCUGAAUGUGGUCAGCACGCUAAUUGUCGUCGCAUAUUGUCCCACGGCCACUGAAGAGGCUCCAUUUUGGCCAUUCCUUCUCUGUGCGCUUGGCCUUUUCACCUAUCAGUCAUUGGAUGCAAUUGAUGGAAAACAAGCUCGAAGAACAAAUACCAGUUCCCCACUUGGGGAGCUGUUUGACCACGGCUGUGAUGCUGUUUCCAUAGUAUUUGUUGCAGUUGGGACAACAGCUGCAGCACGGCUUGGAACACUUCCCGGUUGGCUGUUCUUCUGCUCUUUUGUGGGCAUGUUCAUGUUCUAUUGUGCACACUGGCAGACCUAUGUGUCAGGCAAUCUGAAGUUUGGAAUAAUUGAUGUUACUGAACUUCAGAUAGCUGUAACUAUAGUGUUUUUAAUGACUGCAUUCGGUGGAACAACUUUGUGGGACUAUGAGAUUCCUAUGACUGGAUUACCUUUGAAAACGAUUCCUAUUAUUGGCAUGGUUGGAGGAGCCAUUUUAUCCCUUACCAACUAUUUCAGAGUUAUUCUUGGUGGUGGAGUAGGCAAAAAUGGAUCCACUGUAGCAGGCACUAGUGUUUUGUCGCCUGGUCUGCAUAUUGGUCUUGUUCUUGUACUGGCUUUAAUGAUUUAUCAAAAAUCAACAACCAACUUGUUUCAACGACACUCCAGUCUUUAUACAUUAGCAUUUGGCUUUGUAAGUGCCAAAAUUACAAUCAAGCUAGUGGUGGCUCAUAUGACCAAGAGUGAAAUCCACCUUCAAGAUGCUGCCUUUAUUGGACCUGGUCUUUUAUUCCUGAAUCAGUAUUUUAACAGUUUCAUUGAUGAAUACAUUGUUCUCUGGGUAGCAAUGGUUAUUUCUUUGCUUGAGUUGCUGAGAUACUGCAUAGGUGUUUGUAUACAAAUUGCUGCACAUCUUCGAAUACAUAUCUUCAGAAUUCCUUGUAACCAAGCUGCUGAGCAGGUACAAGUUAUUCCUUCAGUGAUCCUUCAGAAUAACAUUGACUGAAGAGACUUUCGAACACUUGCCAUCUCUUGCUGUUGCUGGCAGAAGAAAAAGAAUUAAAAAAAUCAGCUACUAUUUAUGCACUUUUUGUAAUAAAAUUUCCCAGUGGAAAAUCAGUGUAUCUGUUUUUAAACAACAAUGUGUGGAUUCUUUUGCAGAAUUUGUACUUACAGUGUCCAUCAAAAUUUUCUUCUGUAGCAAAGCCAUCUCCUUUUUCAGUUCACUUUGAGCAUUGGAUAGAAGGUUUUCAUGGCUUUUUUCUAAGUCUUCCAUACUCUAAAACAAAGUAUAUGUAAAUAUAUAUAAAACACUGAUGUAAAUAUUCAGAGCAAUAUCCUACUUUUUUCAAAUAUUGUAUGAUGUGCGUGUUUUUUUUUGUUUUUCUUUUUAUUAAAAUCUUAUGUAAAAGGUAUUAUAAUGUUAAUUCUAGUUUAAAGGGACAGUCUAGUCCAAAACAAACUUUCAUGAUUCAGAUACAGCAUGUAAUAUUAAACAAUUUUCCAAUUUACUUUGAUCACCAAUUUUGCUUUGUUCUCUUAGUAUUCUUAGUUGAAAGCUUAACCUAGGAGGUUCAUAUGCUAAUUUCUUAGACCUUGAAGGCCGCCUCUUAAGAAUGCAUUUUAACAGGUUUUUCACCACUAGAGGGUGUUAGUUCAUGUGUUUCAUAUAGAUAACACUGUGCUCAUGCACGUGAAGUUACCUGGGAGCUAUCACUGAUUGGCUAAACUGCAAGUCUGUCAAAAGAACUGAAAUAAAGGGGCAGUUUGCAGAGGCUUAGAUACAAGAUAAUCACAGAGGUAAAAAAUAUUUAAAUAUAACUGUUGGUUAAUGGGUAAAAAAGGGAUUAUUUUUUAAAACAAUAACAAUUCUGGUGUAGACUGUCCCUUUAAAAUCACUAAUGCAACUAAGAAAUAUUAAAAUAUUUUGCUUGCAUGCAGUGUUUUUUGUUUUAAUUAAAAUUGGUUAUUGCAUGUGUAUAUAAUUUUAAAAUUGUGCAAAGGAAUGACUACGAACUAAUAUUCUAUUAAACAGAAAUUUUAAUGAAUAGGAAUUAAAUUACUAACUUAUAUUUAGGACUAUUUAAGAUUCAGUUUUAAUAUAAUACAAAGAACACUUUCAAGAAAUCUCAACUGGAUGUGUUACAAUUCUGGACAGUUUUAAGUAUGUAAUGGUUAUGUUUUUCUGUAAAUUACCUCCAGCACGGCAUUUUAAACCACUAAAAUGUGAGCCCUAAAUAUCAUUGCUCUAUUUUUAUAUAUCAAUAAAUCUGAAGUACCUUUAUGAAUUGUUCAUAUAGCUGCUUUAUUGUUUUCAGUCUCUGGCUUUGAACUAUUCUUGCUUGUUGAAAAAGUUUCUGCUGCUGACGAAACAUGUUCUAGUGGGCAAGAAAGGAUGAGCAAUCUUUAAUUUUUGAGACAUUAAUUUAGUAUGUGUUGAAUUUUUUUUAAUUGCAUUUAAAUCUAAAAUGAGGAUAAUUUUAAUAUUUCCGGUUUUAUGAUUGUGGAGUCUUGUUCUUUAUUAGACAGCAGUUGCUACUUUUUGGUGUACUUUCUUAUGUGUGGUGAUGAUUUUUACUGAACCCGAUUUUGUUUUGCUUUUUUAAACAUGUGAUAAGCACUGGCAGUUGUGUCUCCAUUACAUUUGUUUCAUGUUUUUGACUUGAUUAAAAAACAUAAAUUAUGCUUA